UUCUCCCCUUUCUUCAAAUCUCAUCUUCUACGACGUUAUCUCUCUCUCUCUCUCACUCUCUCUCUCUCUCUGUGCCUCACUGAUUGAGUGAAACCAGUGCCAGUGAAACCUUUUUUUCCUUCCUCGCCCCCUUUUUCUUCCAAUCCAAUCAAAACCAAAACCCCUACGCUGAUUCUCAUGUUCAAUUACGGUCGUUUGCUCAAUUCAAUUCCCCUCUCCGUUGCUUAGGUCUCAUCUCAAUUUCUCGCAGAUUUAGCCGUUCAUGGACGCCGCCGUGAAGCCGGAGACGGAAUACGCGGCCGUUUCGACGGAUCAGCCUCGGAAAGUUUCGGUGGUGAAUGGUUACAUUGUCUACACUCGCGCCAAGAGGUCACUGGAUUCGUGCAACGGUUUUUCAGAACACGCGGAAUUGAAGGAUAACGCCGAGGUUGAAGUUAAAACGGAGAACGGAGAGUGUGAGAAGCUGAAAAAUGAGUCCACAGAGGUGGUUGCGAGGACGCGCAAGCGGAGCCGGCGAUCGGCGUUGGAAGCGAAGGUUGAGUGUUGUGAUCAGAUGGUUGUGAGUGAGACGGAACAAGUAGUUGCGAAUGGCGGAAGCGGAAUCAACGGUGCAUUGGGAGCUCCGAGGAAUAAGAUGGAGUUGAAGAUGUCGAAGAAGAUUGUGGUCAACAGGAAGCCUAUGACUGUGAAAAAGCUCUUUGAUACAGGUUUUCUUGAUGGCGUUUCCGUGGUUUACAUGGGCGGCAUUAAGAAGGCUUCGGGAUUACGAGGUGUGAUUAGAGAUGGGGGAAUAUUGUGCUCGUGCUGUCUAUGCAAUGGACGCAGGGUUAUUCCACCUUCCCAAUUCGAGAUCCAUGCUUGCAAACAAUAUAGGAGAGCUGCGCAGUAUAUUUGCCUCGAAAAUGGGAAGAGCCUGCUUGAUCUGUUGAGAGCAUGCAGGGGAGCUACCCUGCAUACUUUGGAGGUGACAGUUCAAAAUUUUGUUUGUUCUCCACAUGAAGAAAGAUACUUUACAUGUAAAAGGUGCAAAGGAUGUUUCCCUUCUUCGUUUGUGGAAAGAGUGGGGCCUAUAUGCCGUUCUUGUGUGGAAUCAAGGAAGUCUGAAGAAAGUUCAAAUAACGUAGUUGGCAAAAGAGUUAGGUCCCCUAGACCAGUGGUUCUUUCCAACCCAUCCAGUACUUCUGAGCUGUCUGUCUCUUCACAAGUUAAGAGACACAGGAAGAAAAGAACAAAGGCAUCAAAAAGGAUUAUCUGUUCAAAUACUUCCAAGAAUGCUUCUGUGGCUGUUCUACCCCGGAAGAAAAAUUUGUUGAAGAUGAAAAAGAAGUCGCUGUCAGUAAAGUUGAAGUCCCCCAAAAAAACUUUAAAUUUGAAAUCUAAUAAGAGUCAAUGGAGGAUAACUAAGAAGGAUCAGCGAUUGCAUAAGUUAGUUUUUGAAGAAAAUGGAUUGCCUGAUGGAACUGAAGUAGCUUAUUAUGCUCGUGGACAGAAAUUGCUUGAAGGUUUCAAAAUGGGCUCUGGAAUUGUUUGUCGAUGCUGCAACACUGAGAUCAGCCCUUCACAGUUUGAGGUCCAUGCAGGCUGGGCUUCUCGCAAGAAACCUUAUGCAUACAUUUACACGUCAAAUGGGGUGUCUCUCCAUGAGUUGGCAAUAUCUCUCUCAAAAGAUAGAAAAUACUCUGCAAAGGACAAUGAUGAUCUAUGCAUUGUUUGUUGGGAUGGUGGUAAUCUAUUGCUUUGUGAUGGAUGCCCAAGAGCAUUUCAUAAAGAAUGUGCAGCUCUAUCAAGUAUUCCACGUGGUGACUGGUACUGCCAAUUUUGCCAAAACAUGUUCCAGAGAGAAAAGUUUGUGGCGCACAACGCCAAUGCUGUGGCAGCUGGAAGGGUUGAAGGAGUUGAUCCUAUUGAACAGAUUGCCAAUAGAUGCAUUCGCAUAGUCAAAGACAUUGAAGCUGAUCUUAGUAGCUGUGCUUUAUGCAGGGGUGUUGAUUUCAGCAGAUCUGGGUUUGGUCCACGCACAAUAAUACUCUGCGAUCAGUGUGAAAAGGAAUAUCAUGUUGGUUGUUUGAGGGAUCACAAGAUGGCAUAUUUAAAGGAACUGCCAGAAGGUAAUUGGCUUUGUUGCAAUGAUUGCACAAGAAUACACUCUACUUUGGAGAAUCUUUUGGUUAAGGGGGCUGAGAGACUCCCUGAAUCUCUCUUGGGUGUUAUAAAGAAGAAGCAAGAGGAAAAAGGAUUAGAACCCAUCAUUGAUGUAAGAUGGAGGCUUCUUAAUGGCAAAAUUGCUUCUCCUGAAACUAGACCAUUGCUUUUGGAGGCUGUUUCAAUCUUUCAUGAAUGCUUUAAUCCUAUAGUUGAUGCAGCUAGUGGACGUGACCUUAUUCCAGCCAUGGUUUAUGGGAGGAAUGUGCGAGGUCAGGAGUUUGGAGGAAUGUAUUGUGCAUUACUAAUAGUCAAUUCAUCUGUGGUAUCUGCGGGCAUGCUUAGAAUUUUUGGCUCAGAUGUUGCUGAACUCCCUUUAGUUGCAACGAGUAAUGGGAACCAUGGAAAGGGCUACUUCCAAACACUCUUCUCCUGCAUCGAGAGGCUGCUGGCUUUCUUGAAUGUGAAGAAUCUUGUACUGCCAGCUGCAGAAGAAGCAGAAUCAAUAUGGACUGAUAAAUUUGGGUUUAGCAAGAUGAAUCCAGAUGAGCUCACCAACUAUAGAAAGAACUGCCAUCAGAUGGUAAGUUUCAAAGGGACCAAUAUGCUGCAUAAAAUGGUACCUUCGUGUCGGGUCAUCAAUAAUCAAUCAUGACAUUUUUUUUUAUAGAAACGAAAUCAAUCGUGAAAGGGGAAAACCCCUAGCUUUCUCGCUUCCUUUUUCCCUUUCUUCUGGUUUUGUAUAUAUUAAACUUUUGGCUAUUUGAAGCCAUUGUUGAAGCGUUCCUGCCAUUUGUUUAAACAUUUAUAAUGCCAUGUAUUCUAUUUUUAUUUUAAUUUUAAUUUUAGUAAUAUACAAGUUUAGAAGUUCUUGAUCUCGGACAAGUACUUCGAAAUA
Messenger RNA from Glycine soja, 3040 nucleotides. RefSeq names its product increased DNA methylation 1. NCBI's taxonomy places the organism in Eukaryota, Viridiplantae, Streptophyta, Magnoliopsida, Fabales, Fabaceae. Bases 263 to 2797 code for a protein of 844 amino acids. The record is from RefSeq and is a predicted model, not a curated record. The transcript has 20 exons.